Maudiozyma barnettii is the source of this 522-nucleotide messenger RNA. It is a transcript of the gene TOM20, whose product is annotated as Tom20p. The transcript has a single exon. Gene Ontology annotation, biological process: tRNA import into mitochondrion; protein import into mitochondrial matrix; protein targeting. NCBI's taxonomy places the organism in Eukaryota, Fungi, Ascomycota, Saccharomycetes, Saccharomycetales, Saccharomycetaceae. Gene Ontology annotation, cellular component: mitochondrial outer membrane translocase complex; mitochondrial outer membrane. The record is from RefSeq and is a predicted model, not a curated record. Gene Ontology annotation, molecular function: transmembrane protein transporter activity. Bases 1 to 522 code for a protein of 173 amino acids.
AUGUCAGUGUCUCGUGUAUUUACCAUUACGGCUGUGCUUGCUACUGUUUCCACAGUGGGAUAUGCUCUAUACUUUGAUUACCAAAGAAGAAACAAUCCUGAAUUUAGACAUAAUGUGAAAAAGAGCAUUAGAAAACAAGAAAAGUUAAUGAAGUUAGAAGAACAAAAUGUUCAAGUAGCUAGAGUACAAGCCGCUGCCAAGUUUCUAGAGACUGAACUGGAGAAGGACCCUAUUCCAACCGAUGAUGAAGGUAAACAAUUAGCAUUCAAUAUUAAUAUUGAAGAAGGUGAUCAGCUUGCAGCUAAACCAGGUAACGAAUUAGAAGCGGCAUCCAAAUUUUAUAAAGCUUUGACCGUUUAUCCUAACCCUGCAGAUCUGCUAGGUAUUUAUUCCAAGAGUCUUCCAGAAUUGAUUUAUGAAAAUUUGGUUUUAAUGAUUGCGGCUAUCCCUCCAGCUAACAUUUCUACAUUUUUGGAUGAUAAUGAUUCAGUCAAGAAAGAAAUUAAUCAAGAUCUUGACUAA